UAUUAUUGAAUCGCUUCUUGAAUUCAUCAUAAAAAGCGGCUCCUUCAAUUUAUUCCAGCUGCUGGAAAAAAGAGAAGAGAAAGUAGAGGGACUUUGCCAUUGAAGGUGGACAUUGUUCUUCCAUUCACUGCUACACUCAUCUCCCCCAUCUCUGAGCAUAGCUAUAGCUCACAGCGUGCCUGGUAGCAUAGUAACCGAAGGGUGUGUAGCUAGAUACGUAGCUAUGGAAGCGAGUCUUGGCUUUCAAACUCGACCACUUGCAGCUGUCGUUGGAAAAGAAAAGUGCAGCGUCUCUACUGCUUCUGGUCUUUGGUCUAGUUCUGUUAACAACAGCAGUAGCAGCAGUGACAUGGCCUUUUCCAAUUCGCUUAGCUAUGCACUGGAGAACUCCUUAAAACUUUGGCAGCCAACCUAUAACGGGCCUCCUUCAUCAUCCCUGAAGGCUGACUGGACCUAUACUAGACAGAGCAACAACACUGAAAGCAGCUGCUUUGGGGCUGCACUGGACUACAGUUGGUCUCUGGAAUACUCGAAAGAAACAAGCAGCCCCUCCACUCUUAGCAUCAGCAGUGCUUCACGUACUCCCAGCCCAUCCAUAGCUGCUGCAACUUCUUCUCAUCCACCUCCAAGCUUUGGGACGCCAUCCUCCUCAUCGUCUACCGACGUAUACUCUCGUAAAGUUUUUGUGGGAGGUCUUCCCCCUGACAUUGAUGAAGAUGAGAUUCGUGAUCACUUUAUACAGUUUGGUGCCCUAACUGUUGACUGGCCUCACAAAGCUCAAUCAAAAGCUUACUUUCCACCUAAAGGUUAUGCCUUUAUCAUAUUUCAAGAGGAGUCCUCGGUCCACCAGCUCAUCAAGAUCUGUCAUCUGGACGAUGGAAAGCUCUACAUGUUUGUCUCAUCAGUGACACAGACCAACAAGAAGGUUCAGAUUCGCCCAUGGAAGCUCUCUGAUAGUAACUACAUCAUGGACCACACUCAACCCAUUGAUCCACGCAAGACGAUAUUCAUUGGAGGAGUACCACGCCCACUAAAAGCGGCUGAACUGGCUGACAUCUUUAACUCUCGCUACGGGAACGUGUGCUAUGCUGGCAUAGACUGUGAUCCUGACUUGAAGUAUCCCAAAGGAGCAGGAAGGGUGACCUUUUCCUCAAGAGUGAGCUUCAUGAGCGCUGUCUCUUGCAGAUUCUUCCAAGUCACUUACGGUGACAUUGAUAAGAAGGUUGAAGUCAAACCAUACGUCCUUGAUGAUCAAAUAUGUGACGAGUGUCGUGGUGUCAAUUGUGACGGACAGUUUGCUCCAUUCUUUUGUGGUAACAUCCACUGCCUUCGCUACUACUGUGAGCACUGCUGGAUCUCGGUCCAUUCUGCCCCGGGGACUCAAAACCAUCGCUGCUUCAUCAAGGAGAACGGAGACCGCCCACGCGCAAUCAACUUCUUUUCACACUUUCCCAAUCCAUCACCACGCCCUGUCGUUUAACUAAUCCUGAAGGAGAAACAGAUAAGAUCUUUUGAUUUUAUUUGCGUUGAGUAAUCCUCCUCGUCUUCCUUUCAAAAUUCCCUCUUCCUCUUAUUCUCAUACAAUUAUCUUUUAAUUUAUUAUUAUUAUUAUUAUUCUUAUUGCUGUCAUGUUUAAAAGAAAGGUGCGAGAGUUUGUCUGCUGUUUUUUCCUAUCAAUAUAAAAAAGUAUUUAAUUUUGUCUCUGUAAUAACUAACUCUCUUCGCCAAAACUUUGUUAUUUUCUCAUCAGUCUCUAUGAUUAUUAUUGAUAUAUUAUUGAUAUUAUUAUUUAAUUAUUGAUAUUAUUAUUAUUAUUGUUGUAGCAUCAGCAACAAGUACUUUAUAUUGCUAUCGUCAUACCUCAAAUUUCUCUCUCUCUCUUUCUUUCUGGUUAUAUUUUUAGUAGUUUUUGCUA
This is a messenger RNA of Amphimedon queenslandica, 1915 nucleotides long. RefSeq names its product cytoplasmic polyadenylation element-binding protein 2-like. Gene Ontology annotation, molecular function: ribosome binding; mRNA regulatory element binding translation repressor activity; mRNA 3'-UTR binding. NCBI's taxonomy places the organism in Eukaryota, Metazoa, Porifera, Demospongiae, Haplosclerida, Niphatidae. Gene Ontology annotation, biological process: negative regulation of cytoplasmic translation. The record is from RefSeq and is a predicted model, not a curated record. The transcript is spliced from 8 exons. Bases 224 to 1480 code for a protein of 418 amino acids. Gene Ontology annotation, cellular component: nucleus; synapse; cytoplasm.